Messenger RNA from Rotaria sp. Silwood2, 1104 nucleotides. NCBI's taxonomy places the organism in Eukaryota, Metazoa, Rotifera, Eurotatoria, Philodinida, Philodinidae. The record is from the annotation of a GenBank genome assembly.
AUGACACUUCCACUUAUUUCGGAUCAAUCUCGAAAAUCAGAAGUUAAUUCAAUGAAUACAUUUUGUACAUCAUCAAAUUUUCAUAUGAAUCCACUUUUUUCGACACUUUUUCCUAAUCUCACAUCUCAACAACAACAACAACAAUUUCUUACUCAAUUAUUACUUUCUGGAGCAACUUGUCCGCCAUUAUUAUCAUUUACUAAUAAUCCUCUUGCAAAUGCAUUACAAUUACUUCUCAAUAAUAGUGCUCUCUUUUUUCAACAACAAAAUCUUUCACUUUGUUCAAUACCAACACUUAUCGAUAAUAACAAAAUACAAGAAUCAUUAAAUACAGAAUCAAUUUCCACAAGAACAAUUUCACCUGUGAAUAUGAAAUAUAAACAUGAAUCAAUUGAUUGCAGUUCAUCGGAUACAAAUGAAAAAUCAACAUUAGAUGAUGAUGAUAGUUCGCCAACAAUAGCUACAACACUUGCAUCAUUACCUAUUAAUAAUAAUGAAACAGCAAUAACAACAACAACAACAGUUGAUGGAAUUAAUUUAGAAGAAAUAAAGCAAUUUGCAAAAGCAUUUAAAUUACGUCGGUUAGCAUUAGGUUUAACACAAACACAAGUUGGCCAAGCAUUAAGUGUUACUCGUGGACCAGCAUAUAGUCAAUCAGCUAUAUGUCGUUUUGAAAAACUUGAUAUAACACCUAAAAGUGCUUCAAAAAUAAAACCGGUACUUGAAAAAUGGAUGCAUGAAGCUGAAUUAAAAUAUGGUGAUCGACUAAAAAAUGGACCAUCAAAUUUACAUGAACUUGUUACUGAUCUUAAUGCAAAAAAACGUAAAAGACGUACAUCAUUUACACCUCAAGCACUUGAAAAAUUAAAUGAUGCAUUUGAAUUAAAUACACAUCCUUCAGGUGUUGAUAUGUCAACACUUGCACAACAAUUAAAUUAUGAUCGUGAAGUAAUUCGUGUUUGGUUUUGCAAUAAACGACAAGCAUUAAAAAAUUCUGCGAAAAAAUUUAAAACAAAUCAGAUCAAUGAUGAUAAUGAAUCAACAACUAGUUCUUUAAUGAAUAACAAAUUAAUUGAUACAACAAAUCAUUCAACAAAAGAAUAA